GUCAGUCACGGCACCUUAGGACACACGCGCUCACUUUUUGUUUUCUUUCUUCGAUUAACACUGACAGCCAUUUAUUGGACGCGAUUUAUCGGAACCCAAAAUGGACACGCAGGAAAGCGCCCUUUUAUCUAACCGUGGAAACUGAGGAGCGGGCGGCGCAGAAGGUCAGCGGUCAGAUCUCCAGCAUGGACGCAGUGGUGACCCGCUGACAGCUCCAUGUCUCCCUCUUCUCCGUGCCAAACGCCUCCGCGAGGGGACAAAGGAUUCAAGCCUGCCUCUCCUGCUCCCCCCGUCCCACCGAGGAGGCUGAGGAGCCGGGAGAAGAGCUCCAGUCGCACGCGGAGGUCCGGAGCAGCAGCAGCAGCGGAGAGCCGGGUGAAGUGCGUGCUGGUGGGCGACGGAGCUGUGGGCAAGACCAGCCUGGUGGUCAGCUACACCACCAACGGUUACCCCACCGAGUAUGUGCCCACGGCGUUUGACAACUUCUCAGCGGUGGUGUCCGUUGACGGACAACCAGUCAAACUGCAACUGUGUGACACUGCUGGACAGGAUGAGUUUGACAAGCUGCGUCCGCUGUGCUACACCAGUGCAGACGUGUUCCUGCUGUGCUUCAGUGUCGUCAGCCCGGUCUCCUUCCAGAAUAUUCCGGAGAAGUGGGUCCCAGAGAUACGGAGACACGCUCCUUUAGCACCCAUCCUCCUGGUUGGAACGCAGUGUGACCUCAGAGAGGAUGUCAAGGUUCUCAUCGACUUGGCCCGGUUCCGUGAAAGGCCUGUGGAGCCAGCAGAUGCCAGGGAUUGUGCCAGUGAGAUCGGUGCAGUGGCUUACAUGGAAUGUUCCUCUUUAACCCAAAAGAAUCUGAAAGAAGUGUUUGACACGGCCAUACUGGCCAGCCUGCAGAGCUACGGCGUCCAGGCACGGCCCAGAGGAAAACAGAGGCGAAGAAAGAAGCAGAGACAAGCGCCAGACAAGAUGAGUCUGUCCAAGUCCUGGUGGAGACGAUACUGCUGCGUGGCCUAGAGCAGAGGACUCACGUGGAUCUGGAUCUUUAUGUCCCAGACGUUCAAGUGAACCAAAGAAAACUGGACCCGAUUCAAGUUUAUUUUGUGAAGGAAAGAAUGCGCUUAUCAUCUCUGAGAUUUUUUUUUUUAUCAGCAGGUUUGACACGGCCCAGCUGCCGCACCACUGAUUACACCAGAACUCUCACAUCUGGUCUGGUUCCGACGCUUGUGCCCACCACUGGAGGUAUAGGGGUGUCACCCGGAAUUCUGGAACAAACAGUUGCUGGGAAAGAUUUCCAGUCUGUGUGCAGAUAAGAAACUGGCUCUGGUUUCCAGUGAAAACUGAAACAUGUGACCUCCCUGAAGCUCCUCUGAAGAAUUUUCUUAAUCGCUUCAUGAAACAUUGUUUUGGAGCAGAUAAGAAUGUGCUGAGUCUCCGUCACCACCUUUCAUCAAUGAAAACAAAUAACCUGGAACAUGAGCUGGUCUUAUAUCGCUGGUGUUUUGGCCUCAUGCUGUCUGAGCUGAGAAACGUUAGAGGGGGUGCACUUAUUUUUCUUAUGUGUGUUGGUUGAGAGUAUCAUUGCACCAAAGUUGAGCAACCAAAGACGGAAAAGGGGGGGUGAAGGAUGAAGCACCUGUUUGUACAGGAGAAGAUCAAAAGUAAAUAGAAGGAGGGAUGAGAAAGAGCAGAGUCACUGAGCACUGCACUCAAAUGCCAUUGGACUAGAUGUCAAUCAAUCUUUGCUGAUUGUUCUUCCACUUCAAAAACACAAGGGUGGUCUCACUAAAUAUUCUUCAAGAGACAGAAGUAUUCCUAAUGUUACAUCAAGAGCCACACACGUGUUUUUUCUGGUCUUAAAAUCUGUGUCCUGUGUUUCCCUGAUGAGUGGCUUUCAUUUGAGGGUCUGAACAGGUUUAUUGAGGAAGAUUUCAGAUUGCUGACAAAGUUGUGGAUCAGAUGAUGGUCUUAGGUUUCAAAAUGUAAUCUCUGUGAAUUGCAGUCCGAACACCCGCAUUAUGUGGCGCACGACAAAAUCAUGUAAAUUGCGUGGUAAUGUGUUGCCGCUCCAGUUUCAGUACACUUUUUAACAUGACAUUGAAUUAAAUAUCAACCCAUUUCAAGCAUUUCAAGUGACACAAAGCCACUCAGCUGGCUGGAUUUGACCCCUGAACUGGGACUUUGACACGCACUCAUUCUAGACUCCUAACAUGUUCUUAACUCCCUUGUGUGAUAUCAGUGACAAGUCCAUCUUCCCUGCUGUCACGAUGGCGUGUCAGUCACUUGAGAUCACAUUUACGAGUUAUAGUUCAGAUUUGGCAUUCCUUAACUCUACACUGGUUCAUUUCCUCUGUGGUCCGUGUUGAGAUCUUCCCACCCACUCACACUUCUAUAACAACUGAAGACUGUUCUCCGGCUGCCACUCCUGUCUCUGUCCAUGCUGAUGACACGAGACAGCACUCGUGCUGCCGUCCUUUAUUUCAAGCUUUGAUUUUACGGUUCAGAGACAAACAUCCAUUACUGACCUCAUUUAACUCCAGCAGAAUCUUUAAAGUUCCAGUACAAGAAUUUUUAUUGUGCUUAUAUGUCCCGACACAUCGAAAGCACAUUGAAAUGUUUCACGGCUCAAAUAGUUGUUUUUACAGUUUGCAGCCCAUUUUAAGGGUUUAAAAGAGUGUUUGCGGGACGUUUUACUUCAUCUUUUGUUUUGGUCUCAACGUUCUCACACAGCCUGAGCUGUCGUUCGUACCAUUUGAUCCCAUCCGUGGGAGAAUGAACUGGACGAGACAUUUUUAAUUGUGUUAUUAAGGUUGUACCCCCCGGAGCUCACCUGGGACACCAGCUGGGAACUCUACUUUGGGAAACUGCAGAGCUCAGUCUGGUCUCUGCAGCUGUUGUCCAGUGAUGUUGCAACAGCUCCAGCCGUGACAGACAGGAGAGUCAAGUCGAAAUGUUUGUGUAGAAGUUUUAUACACUGAGAAAUAAAUCAUGUUUGACACGUUA
Messenger RNA from Synchiropus splendidus (mandarinfish), 3006 nucleotides. RefSeq names its product ras homolog family member Ua (gene rhoua). The coding region runs from base 217 to 1020 and encodes 267 amino acids. Gene Ontology annotation, molecular function: GTPase activity; GTP binding. The record is from RefSeq and is a predicted model, not a curated record. Lineage: Eukaryota; Metazoa; Chordata; Actinopteri; Syngnathiformes; Callionymidae. Gene Ontology annotation, biological process: small GTPase-mediated signal transduction. The transcript is spliced from 4 exons.